Messenger RNA from Nerophis ophidion (straightnose pipefish), 1993 nucleotides. It is a transcript of the gene adoa, whose product is annotated as 2-aminoethanethiol (cysteamine) dioxygenase a. The record is from RefSeq and is a predicted model, not a curated record. Gene Ontology annotation, molecular function: oxidoreductase activity, acting on single donors with incorporation of molecular oxygen, incorporation of two atoms of oxygen. The transcript is spliced from 2 exons. Bases 259 to 1053 code for a protein of 264 amino acids. Lineage: Eukaryota; Metazoa; Chordata; Actinopteri; Syngnathiformes; Syngnathidae. Gene Ontology annotation, cellular component: mitochondrion.
UGAGCGCAGAGAACCUGGAAGAGGGUGGAAAAUGACAAGAGGACGGAGAAUGUUUGAGGAUGAAAUUCGGCUUAAUCACCACAAAAAAACAUGUCUUUCAUCUGAAGCCUGGUAUUUUAUUCUCAAGAACGUGGACCUAUAUGCCCCGGGAAACUUUUCUUGGCAUUGAAUAACCUGUAAGGCAGUCGACGGGGUUUUAUUUGCGGCGGCAAAGGCGCAGCUUGUGAUCCGUUAAGUUACCCCCCCCCCCUUUACAGAAUGCCGCGAAACAACAAAACUCCUCUCAUUCAGAAGAUAGCAAAGCAAGCUUUUAUGACCUUUAAAUGUUUGAAAUACCCGAGCAACGUAGAUAAUACAAACUUUGCCGAAAAACAGGCAGAACUGAACUCCUUAGUGACCGCUAUCAGGGCAGCGGAUCUCAAAAUAUCUCCCCGGGAAUCCAAAGUGACAUCCGGUACAGCGGAGCAGCAGCCCCCGGUGAGCUACAUGCACAUCUGCGAGACGGAGAUGUUCAGUAUGGGGGUGUUCCUGCUCAGGACCGGAGCCUCCAUACCGCUCCAUGACCACCCGGGCAUGAACGGGAUGCUCAAGGUCAUAUAUGGAAAGGUGAGCAUCAGGUGCUUCGACAAAGUAGAAAGUGGUCACCCCGUCAGUGCUGCUCCACCGCGGUUUGAUCCCCCUCUGCCUCCAAACCAAAACGAUUCCCUGUGGCGCACUGUGCUUCGCUCAGUAGCGGAGUACUCUGAGACCAGCGGACCUUGCCUCCUUACACCUCAACGGGAUAAUCUCCACCAGGUGGAGGCUGUGGACGGACCAGCUGCAUUCCUGGAUAUCUUGGCACCACCAUACGACCCAGAUGCUGGACGGGACUGUCACUAUUACAGAGUUCUGCAAAUCCAGGUUGACCCUGCAGGAACAGGCGAAAAGGGCAACCAGGACCAACAGGAAGAGAAGGAGGGGAAGGAAAAUGAGAUGUGGCUUUUAGAAGUCUCUCAGCCAGAGGACUUCUGGUGUGGAGGAGAACCUUACCCGGGUCCUGUAGUUUCUGUGUGAAACCUCAGACCAUUGGAACUAUAGCAGUACUACAAACUAAAUAAUACCGUCCGUAACCUACUCCUCCAGAGCAGGAAUUCUACCGAACUUCAAGUAAAACAAGUGGUGUAGAAAAAGUAUUGCAAAUAGGCUGUUUCUGCUUGGAGACUGUAUUGCUAUGUACACACAUGAAUGUAAUCAGCCAACUAGACAUUUUACAUGAUCUCAGAAAAUGUCAGUGAGUGCUGACAGAUGUGAUAGAGGAAAACAUGCCAAACGUUUUAUGACUUACACUAAUUGAGGACUGUAACAUCUCUGAACACCAAAGAAUUAGAAUAAUUUCUUUAUUUUAAUGCGACCAGCGGCCAGCCAUAUAUAAAGAGACUUGUUAGUAACAAUGAUAUAUCAAACCAAAGAGGCAAUUGCAGUGGUGAUUCUCAGGAACAGACACAAACACACAUUACUGGCUCAUUGUGAUCAUGGCGUUGAUGUGCCAACACUCGUUGAACUAAUACUGGAAGUGGAACUUGUCACACAGUCUGCAUCUUAACAUAUACAAUUGUAUGACAUUUAGCACAACUCAUUACUCAAUUGUGUUUUCUUACUCAAAUGUUUAUUCUUGUAUUUGUGUAGUCUUUACACAGUAGCAUGAGUGUGGCAGCAUUCACACAAUUAUACUUGCCUGCCUGUUCAUACUGUCUUUUGCCUGUACGGGCAUUUUAAACAGCAAUGUAUCAUUUUUUGCAAAAGUCUUCAUCACACCUUUGUACUCAUUUGUUCUUCUAAUGCACACAAUGUACUAGAUGUUUUCUUGUGUCAUCAUGAUAAUAUUGAUUUGAGAGAGCUCAUUUUGUGUGGAUAAAUAUUGUUUUUUAGUAUAGAGGCACACAUAUUAAGUCUAUCACUAAACGUCCUUAAAAUUCCACAUUGUAUAUACCCAGUAAAGUAAAGCUUAAAAUGA